Molecule: messenger RNA, 1473 nt
Organism: Suillus subaureus
Lineage: Eukaryota; Fungi; Basidiomycota; Agaricomycetes; Boletales; Suillaceae
Product: major facilitator superfamily domain-containing protein
Exons: 5
Coding region: 1-1473 (490 amino acids)
Biological process (GO): transmembrane transport
Molecular function (GO): transmembrane transporter activity
Source: RefSeq, a predicted model, not a curated record
AUGGCCGAAAUCCAUCGAUCCUCACAAACUUCCGAAGAAAAACAAUUAGGCGAGGAAGGGCUCAUUGAAGCAACGCCCUUACCGACACCUCUUCCAAAAAAACAGUUAGCAAUCCUUCUCCUUGUCCAGAUGCCUGAGCAGCUGGCGGCCUCUGUGAUAUAUCCCUUUGUGAACCAGCUAGUCAGGUCAACAGGUAUCACAGGCGGAGAUGAGCGUAAGACAGGCUACUAUGCAGGCUUGAUUGAAUCCUUGUAUUAUGCAGUCGAGGCUGUCACGAUUUUGCAAUGGGGUCGCGUGUCUGACCACAUUGGAAGGAAGCCAGUGAUUCUCAUUGGGCUUUUCGGGAUUACAUUGUCUAUCGUCUCCUUUGGAUUUUCGAAUAGAUUCUGGAUGAUCAUCCUCAGCCGUUGUGCACAAGGUGCUCUCAAUGGCAAUAUCGGCGUAGUCAAAAGCGUCAUGACCGAGAUCACUGACGCCUCCAAUAUGGCGCAAGCAUUCGCAUGGCUACCGUUGGCAUGGUCCACUGGUUAUGCCCUAGGAUUCCUCAUUGGAGGGGUUCUCUCAGACCCAGCAGCUAAAUGGCCAAAUUCCGUCGGGCGCUAUCCCUUGUUCCAUCGGUAUCCUUAUUUUUUGCCCUGCAUCGUUGCCGCCAGCGUAUCGAUAUCCUCCUGGUUUAUCACCUUACUAUUUCUUAAAGAAUGGCGACGCCAAAAAGUUGGUCAUGCAGCUGCUACGAUCCACGACAAGCCUGCAGACGCCCAGGUCGACGGACUACCUCGCAUGCUGGAUGAAGCAGAGAUCGCCAGCCCAGUUUCCACUUCCGUUGAGUCUACGAGGACCGAUUUUCGCUCCAUUCUCAUCCCAGGCGUCAUAAUACCAGUCUUGCACUAUGGUUUACUGAGCUUCGUUGACCAGUGCAUGCUGGUACUAAUACCGCUCAUGUAUUCGACAUCACGUUCACUCGGAGGGCUUGGGUUUAGUAGCAACACUAUUGGAUUGGUGAUGACGGUCUGGACUAUGUUGAACGGCACGAUACAGGUUUAUACGUUCCCGCGAUUGCUGCGACGAUUUGGACCAAAGAGGUUGUAUAUCACAAGUUUCACCUUCUUCCUCAUAACAUUUUCCACUUACCCGUUAAUGAAUUAUAUGGCUAAGCGCAAUAUGGAAGUAGGGAUGUGGUUGAUUCUUUGCGUUCAACUCGCUGCAUACAUCGUUGCGUACAAUACCUAUAGCUGUAUUAUAUUAUAUGUCAACAAUGGGGCACCGAGCAGGGAAUUGCUGGGAGCGACAAAUGGCCUAGCACAGACGCUAGGUUCCAUGAUGCGUGCUAUUGGACCAAUAGCGGUUUCUUCACUGUUCGCUCUGUCAUUGGAGAACAAUCUCCUAGGCGGAACAGCCGUAUACUGGAUAAUGUGCAUGAUUGUCAUAUUGGUGCUCUGUUUCUCGACAUAUCUGCCAAAAAGCCUUACUUAG